UCUACAUGCUCGUCCUAGCGGCGGAAGAGGCUGUCUUUGCUCCCGGAAAAGAGACAGGAAGUCAUUUUUCUUACGUCGAAUGGCUUUAGUCAAAUCACAUCAGCAACAACAAUAAUUCCCUGCACUGGGUUAACUGGAGUGAUAAAGUAGAUCAGACCCAUCCUAGUCAGCAAUGUGUUUCACAUGGGCCAGAUUCAAAUUCUUUCCUGAAUUUAUAUAACAGUGACUUAAUACUGAAAAUGUCUGAAGAUUUAUAUGAGAAAUUCCUGGCUCCCGAAGAGCCAUUUCCUUUAUUGUCUCAACGAGGAAAUGCUAGUGAUGAGGGCACUUUGGACAUUAGUGAUUUUGGUUGCCAACUUUCAUCUUGCCACAGGACCGAUCCUCUUCACCGCUUCCACAGUAACAGAUGGAAUCUGACCUCCUGUGGUACCAGUGUUGCCAGCUCAGAGUGCAGUGAGGAGUUGUUUUCAUCUGUGUCUGUUGGAGACCAGGAUGAUUGCUACUCUCUCUUAGAUGACCAGGAGUUUACAUCCUACGACUUUUUUCCUGAAGGCAGCGUCUGUAGUGAUGUGUCCUCAUCUAUUAGUACAUAUUGGGACUGGUCAGACAGCGAGUUUGAGUGGCAGUUGCCUGGUAGUGAUAUUGCAAGUGGAAGUGAUGUGUUGUCUGAUAUUAUACCUAGUGUUCCUAGCUCUCCAUGCUUGAUCCCAAAACGAAAAAUCAAGCAGCAUAGAAAUCUGGAUGAAUUACCAUGGAGUGCUAUGACUAAUGAUGAACAGGUUGAAUACAUUGAGUAUUUGAGUCGAAAGGUCAGUACUGAGAUGGGAUUGAGAGAACAGUUGGACAUUAUCAAAAUUAUUGACCCAAGUGCACAGAUAUCUCCUACAGAUAGCGAAUUCAUCAUUGAACUCAACUGCCUGACGGAUGAGAAAUUGAAACAGGUCAGAAACUACAUCAAGGAGCAUAGUCCACGACUGCGGCCAACCAGUACAAGAGAAAGCUGGAAGAGGAGCACCCAUAGCAGUGCCAGUACUAGUGGUGUGAGUGGUGCCAGCAGCAGCAAUGCCAGCAUGGUCAGUUCUGCCAGCAGCUCGAGUGGAGGAUCCAACUCUAACUCAAAUUGCAGCAUCGCCAACAUGAGUCGUGCACACAGUGAUAGCAACCUGUCUGCCAGUGCAGCCGAAAGAAUUCGUGACUCCAAGAAGAGAUCCAAGCAACGCAAACUUCAGCAGAAAGCCUUACGGAAAAGACAACUGAAAGAACAGCGACAGGCUAGGAAGGAACGACUUAGUGGACUCUUCCUUAACGAGGAGGUGCUUUCCCUUAGAGUGACUGAAGAGGACAAUGAAGGCGAUGUAGAUAUCUUAAUGUGACAAGAGUGAACAUAUCAGUGCUCCCUCUAAGCUUUAAACAAAGUUACAAAGAAAUAUACAAAUACUGAAAUGAAAAAAGAUGCUAAGAAUGAUCCAAAUAAAUUCAUAUCAAAGUUUCUAAUUGUAAGCCUGUUUUUGCUGAAGACAUCUUAUUAAUACUUUAUUAAUUUACAUAGUCUCGAUUCUAAAUUGUCCCUAGUGUGUUUAAAAAAAAAAAAAAAAUUACAUAGUCUCUUCAAAGGAAUCCAAACCAGUGAAACAAGUGGCUCUCCCCAACCCCCAAAAAAACGUUGGACAGAUGUGAUUUUUUUUUUUUAAAACCUAAUAUGUUUUAAAUUAGACUAUGCAUUGAAACCUGCUUGAAUGCAGGGUUUUGAAGCACAGAGGGAACACUGAGUCUCCUUUUUGGAGAGUUAGAGUUGAAAAUGGGUCACAUUUGUAGCCAUUAAACCACACUAUUUUUGAAUUAUGUAACAAUACACUACUGUCUCUGCCUUUGUUUGACAGAGGACAUUUUUGUUUGCUAACAGUAUUAUAUUUUUGGGGUGUCUUUUUUCCUACCUUAAUUAUAGCACUUGUGCUUUGGUAUGUAUUCUAGCUCACGCCCUGCUGUAUUUUGAUUGCAUUGUAGAUAAAUUUGUUGUACAGAUGUUUCUGGGUGAACCAUUUUAUGCAUAACCUGUGGAGCCCUUUGCUGGUUAGGACUCAUUAAAAAUUCUACUUGUGAAUUUGCAGUUAAUAAAUAAAACUGAGCUCUUGAAAUAUUACUAUUGCUCUGUAGUUUGCAGGGCAUUUACUGGACUGUGUAGAUGUCUCUUUAAAUUUCUUUUGUGAUACAUUUUGUUUAAAUAUGAAUGAAAUGCAGAUUAUUGCUUGUUGAUACUGGUUAGAGCGCUAUAUCAUAUCCAGCCUUCAGACAAGCAAACUACAAAGUUGUUUUUUUAUGUUCAUGUUAAUGCUUUUUAAGUUUGAGCAUCUUUUAUUUACAUUGCUAUUUAAAAUGUGUUAAAAGUAUGUUUAAAUUUCUGUUAAAUGGUUAAAAGAAAUUGUGACUGUUAAAGCAACAGAUAUAUUCUUUAAAAAUGACAGAUCACUACAUUAAAAGCAAUGUCAGUUACAACUUGUACUGUAAAUUGAUUUGAGAUUUUGAGAGGAAUAUAGAUAGACUUUUAUUAAACACAUCUAAUACUCAGUUCACAGAUUGAAUUAAAUAAAAUCUUGGUAGAAAAUGCAAGUUAACAGCGACAGUUAAUUUUUAGAAAAAUGAAAAUAUUUUCAUCAUAGGAUAUUAACAAUAUAAAGCACUACAUAAUCGACAUAAUAGGAAUUUGUGUUGAAGUAGAGAAAUAUUGUGAGAAAAUAUAUGCUAAAAAUAUGCAAAGUUGCACAAAAAAUAUUGGGUCCAAAAAUGAUGAUCUGAAAAUCAUUCACAACCAUCUUUGUUCUUUUUUCUAAUCCAUAUUUGCCUGUUUUUCAUCACAUUGAUUAACAAGUUCUAUCAGAGACUACCUCAACUUAAUAAUGGUUGAAUGCAGAUUUUUUUCCACUAAGUAGUAAGAGUGAAGUAGACUUUGGUUUCCAUUUACCUUUACUGUAAUUUAACACAAUCCUAAUACUGUUUGGGGGGAAAAAACUGUUGUGGGCUGUCUUUUUCUUGCCCUUUACAGACUUUAAAUAUAAAUUAUGUAAUUAUAAGGAAUUUCCUGAAUUCUAACAACAAACCUGAGUUUCAUACCAUCUCUGGAAUAAGUUUAUUUUCCACAUAUAAAAUAGAUGUUGAACUUUCAAUAGAAGGUGCUUUAAAAAUACAGUAUAUUAUUCUUUAUGCUCUUAUAUGGUAGUUUUCUAUUUAUCUGUGAAUAAUUGUGACACAGGAAAAUAGACAGUAUUUUCAGAUAUUUUUUCUCUCUAAUUUUUCAGGAGAUUAUAAUUUAUUUAACUUGGGGUUAAGUAAAGUGUUCCUGUGCAUUUCCUGGUGUAGUACAUGAAGCUGUCCAGAAGAUGGGAGUGUUGUCGAGCCAUUUGUUUGUCACCGAUGUGAACUUUUGUAAAUAUUACGGGUAAUUGUAAAUAUUAAAAUGUAUUGAGGAAAAAAUUAACUGAUAUUUCAGUUGAUUACAUUGCUUUUUAAAUGUCUUACCUUUAACAGAGGAGGCGUAUUCUACCAAAUACAGCUUCACUCCUGUAGACCUACAAUAUAGUAAGAAAUGGUUACUUUCUAGGAAGGUUUAAAUGUAAAUAGCUACAACUCCCAUGCAUAUUGUCUUACAUAUUUUGAAUUCCUAAUUUUGCCUUUUUAAAUUUCGAAAAUCGAAAACUUACUUUGUUACUCCAUCUUAAGCAAAAGUAUGUUUAAAAGUUGUCAUAAUGCUGAAACUUCAUAAUUUCAUUUUCAUUUGUCAAUUUGUUUAUAGGAGUAACAAUACCAGAAAGUUUGUCAGGAACAAAAGCUGUACAUUUCUGAAAAGAAAAGUUAAGAGAUAGGUAAAAUUCAGAUUUUCUUGACUAUAUGGACAUCUGAGGCUGUUUUCUGCAAACAUGCAAAUUAUUUUUCUCGUCUUUGCACUGGAUUGUGAAAGGUGAAUGACUGUUUCCAUUAAAAUUGUAAAUGUCAAAGUGAUACUUUAUAUUUCAGGAUUGCUUCACAUGUGUAUGAUCUGAAUUUUAUUAUGUGUGAAUGUGUAAUGAAUUUCUUAGUUUAGAAAUACCAGUCUGAUUGCGUGUAGAUUAUGUAACCUUUGCAGUCUUUAUCCUUAUUUGGAGUUGACAUUCAAUAAAUAUUUGACUGCAUUAUGUAACAGUGAAUUUCUUUUAAUUGUAGUAAUUUUAUUUUUUAAGAAGCACAGUGUGUAAAUGCAGUACUUUUGGCUUGACCAUUUUUAUGCAUAAUGAUAUUAUGCAUUCCAGUGUAGAUUUUGCAUUUUUUAAUUGGAUGUUUUGUAACCAGCCAGACUUUGAGCAGUGCCCUAUUCUUACAUUUUUGUUAUGAUUUUUUAAGGUAAUUUAUAUCAUUUUCUUUUUGUAGUUCAUAGAAUUACCUCCUAAAAGCUAAAGUACCUUUAUUUGAAGAUGAUGAUGGUAUAUAAACAGUUACUUUUCUUCAUUCAUAGUUACUCUUUGUGUUCAGUUUUUUUAUUUUCUAUGCAUUGGGAAAUUGUGUAUAGAUUUUGCCUUACUGUAUGUCAUUGUUUUGUUUGCAGCUGAUUCAGAAAAAUCAGUUAAUUUUUGGCUGCCAAAAUUCAUAAAAUUGAAUCAUUUUGCAGAAUGGUUGUUUCUCAUGUUUCUUUAAAAGAUACAGAUUUAAACCGUUAACAUCUGCUAUUAGGAUUUUCUUUUUUCUUUCUCAAAUAAAUUAGGUGUUAUCACUUCAUUUACAAUUUUGCUUGUAGAAAAUACUGAGAUAAUAAGCAUGUUAAAGACCAGAAGAAAUGCUUACCAGGAAGUACUUGUUGGGAAA
Molecule: messenger RNA, 4830 nt
Organism: Erpetoichthys calabaricus (reedfish)
Lineage: Eukaryota; Metazoa; Chordata; Cladistia; Polypteriformes; Polypteridae
Gene: fam199x
Product: family with sequence similarity 199, X-linked
Exons: 8
Coding region: 240-1373 (377 amino acids)
Source: RefSeq, a predicted model, not a curated record